Colletotrichum orchidophilum is the source of this 2238-nucleotide messenger RNA. Its product is annotated as alpha-galactosidase 2. The record is from RefSeq and is a predicted model, not a curated record. The coding region runs from base 1 to 2238 and encodes 745 amino acids. Gene Ontology annotation, molecular function: alpha-galactosidase activity. Gene Ontology annotation, biological process: carbohydrate catabolic process. NCBI's taxonomy places the organism in Eukaryota, Fungi, Ascomycota, Sordariomycetes, Glomerellales, Glomerellaceae. The transcript is spliced from 3 exons.
AUGGGACACUAUUGGUUGAGACGUCUUGCCGUUGCGGCCUCCGCACCAGUUCUUGCUCGUCAUGUGUUGGCGCAAAAUGGAACAGCCAUAGGCAUCGCCGUAGACGGCACGUCUUUUGCCCUAAAUGGCGACCAUUCCUCCUACCGCUUCCAUGUAGAUGAGCUGACGGGCGACCUCUUGUCUGACCACUUUGGAGGGUCUGCGACAGAGAGCAUGGAAAUGCUGCCCCCGCAAAUCAAUGGCUGGGUUGACAUGAUCGGCCGGGUUAGACGAGAGUACCCCGACCUUGGACGUGGAGACUUCCGGGUCCCUGCAAUACAAAUCCACCAGUCUGAAGGGUACACGGUCAGCGAUCUCCAGUACCGAUCGUACAGAGUAACGGCAGGGAAGCCUGGCUUGCCUGGUCUUCCGGCGACAUUUGGGACCGACGAUGAUGUCUCUACUCUGGUCGUUUCGCUUUACGACAACUACAGCUCCAUUGCCGUCGAUCUUUCAUACUCGAUCUUCCCCAAGUAUGACGCCAUUGUUAGAAGUGUCAACAUCACCAACGAAGGCGAGGUUAACAUCACCAUAGCGAAGGCCGCAAGCCUUAGCGUCGAUUUGCCAUUUGAAGACCUGGAGAUGAUCGAGCUGAGAGGAGACUGGGCCAGGGAAGCUAUGAGAGUCCGAAGAAAAGUUGGCUAUGGUACUCAAGGCUUUGGGAGCACGACUGGGUACUCAUCACAUCUCCACAACCCCUUUUUGGCGCUUGUCUCUCCGGAAACUACCGAGUCGCAAGGCGAGGCAUGGGGGUUCUCCCUUGUCUAUACAGGCUCGUUCUCCGUCGACGUCGAGAAAGGGUCUCAGGGUUUCACUCGUGCCAUGCUCGGCUUCAACCCCUACCAACUCUCGUGGCCUCUUGGACCUGGGGAGACUUUGACUACUCCUGAGGUUGUCGCUGUGUACUCGGAUGCCGGAGUCGGUGGCGUGUCCCGGAAAUUCCAUCGUCUCUACCGCAACCAUCUCAUGAGAGGCCAGUUCGUCAACCAGACUCGUCCAGCACUGCUUAACAGCUGGGAGGGCCUCUACUUUGACUACAACGAGAGCACCGUCUACGACCUGGCCCAGGAAGCGGCUCAACUUGGCGUCAAGCUCUUUGUGCUGGACGACGGAUGGUUCGGUCAGGAGUACCCCCGGCUGAACGACACAGCCGGUCUCGGCGACUGGGAAGUUAACCCGCAGCGCUUUCCCGAUGGCCUUCCAGCCCUCGUCGAUAAAGUCAACAAUCUCGAGGUCACGAAUACGUCGGAUAAGCUCCAAUUCGGCCUUUGGUUCGAACCUGAGAUGGUCAACCCCAACUCGACUCUUUACCAUGAGCACCCUGACUGGGCUCUCCAUGCCGGAAACUACCCUCGGACGCUCAGGAGGAACCAGCUUGUGCUCAACGUGGCGCUCCCAGAGGUCCAGGAGUUCAUCAUUGACUCCGUGUCCAAGAUCCUGUCUAGCGCACGCAUCUCGUACGUCAAGUGGGACAACAACAGGGGCUUCCACGAGACCCCCGUCCCAGGCAUCGGCCACUCGUACAUGCUGGGCAUUUACCACGUCUUUGAGGUUCUCACCUCUCGAUUCCCAAAUGUGCUUUGGGAAGGCUGCGCAUCCGGAGGUGGUCGCUUCGACCCCGGCGUCCUCCACUACUUCCCUCAAAUUUGGACAUCUGACAACACCGACGCUCUGGAUCGCAUCUCCAUUCAGUUCGGAACUUCCCUGGCGUACCCGCUCUCUGCCAUGGGAGCCCACGUCUCUGCGGUGCCCAACCACCUCACCGGCCGCACAAUUCCCAUAAAGUUCCGUGCUCACGUCGCCAUGAUGGGCGGAUCCUUUGGACUCGAGCUGAACCCGGCCGUGAUCUCCGCCGAAGACAAGACACAGAUUCCUCAGCUUCUGGCCCUGGGCGAGGUGGUUAAUCCCAUUGUAAUUGGCGGCGACCUUUGGCGUCUCAGUCUGCCAGAGGAGUCCAACUGGCCGGCCGCCAUGGUCAUCUCCGAGGAGGGGUCACAGGCUGUGCUAUUCUACUUCCAGGUGCGCGCGUUGUACAACCAUGCCCUGCCACGGCUUCGGCUUCAAGGCUUGGACCCGGCGGCCAAGUACUCGCUGGAUCACAACGGCACCUACUCUGGUGCUACGCUGAUGAGUACUGGAGUGCAGUACGCAUUUGAGGGUGACUAUGACAGCCGUGUUGUGCUCAUCUCGAAGAUUUGA